UCUCAAAAUGCGACAGACCAAUGUUUGAAUUUCAAUUGACAUAAGUACUCAUAUUAAGUGUUUGACGCGUCUCUGAUAAGAUUUACCUAUAUAUGUUUUUGGUUUACAAUGGUAGUGCGAUUGGUGGAAUACCUAUAUAUGUUGUCAAGAAGCAAAAUAUUUUAAUGCGUACAAUGAGUACUCAAAACUCAUUAUAAACAAAUAGUUUUAGAUAUAUUGAAGACAAGAAAAUAUGCUAUUCCACCAAUCCAAAAAAAAAUUUCCCUCUAUUCUACUCUCUGAUGUUAGUACAUAUAUACAUUUAACCAUACAAAAUAUUCAUUUGCUAGAAAAAUAAGUACAAAAGAUUCUCUUUUAUCAAUAAGAUAUACUAUAUAAAGUAAGACAUUUUAUGUCACAUGUUGACUCCAAUCGCAGUACCCACUUCCUCCUCAACAACCUGAUCUGAUGGCCACAAUUCCUCCUCUACAACUUGGCACGAUGGUCAUGGUUCCUCCUCUGACCAUCGUGACUACAUAAACCAAUCUAUCAUCCUUCCCCACAUGCCUCCUCAAUGAGCUCAAGGAUCUUGUUUUGAAUCAGUAUCAGGUGAUGCAGACAAAACAAGUGCCUUGAGCGGAAUGAGAAUCAAAAGAAGGACCUCUUUACUCGAGUGGAGAUGUAGAUCGACCACCAAUACCCUAGGAGUUCCCCUUUCGGUUACUAGAAUAUGAUACAUUCUCUAAUAAACAUUUGAUACAUUGCCACUGGAAUCCUCCAAAUCAACUAUCACCAUCGGCCACAAUCAUGCAGAAGAAAGAGAAGCCUUUGGAUAUUACAUCAAAUGCUUCAACAAAGGAGCUGCAUUUGUGAAGGAGGGCUCCACGGAGAUGAAUUUAUUCAUUAUGAUAUAUUAAGUCCUUGACGAAGAUAGACCUUGAUGAGACAAGGAUAUCUUCGUCAAGGAUUUGUAAGCACCACUGAGCAAGUUCAAGGACUACGCAUCGCUCACCACUUCACCGGCCAACAUCAUUGGUAAGCUCCACUUUUUAAAAGCCAAAAUUAAAAUACUGUAAUGGUUCAUUAAUUGCUAUCAAAAUAAAUAAAGAGCAAAUUAAAAUUAUAUUAACGUUAUGAUGGAAUAACGUGUCACAGACUAUAUUUUUGUAAGCUUAAUUAGUGGCAGGAAAAUUUUGCAAUGUUUUAUAAUUGAUGUACAUCCCAUUAUUACAACUAGUGAAUUAUUUGUAUAAAAAAUGCUUACCAGGUUCCUAGCUUUUCUGAUGGCUGUCAUUUGAAGCCAGCAUUCAAGCCUUUUGGCACAUUAAAAACCUUGUUUAUUCUAAUCUUAUAUUUGGUGUCCCCAGUUAAGGAUUGCAUCAAAAUACUUUUGAAUCUUAAGCCAAUACAAUUGUGCUACUUGUGCAAGAGGCAAUUUAGAAAAUCUAGCUCUUCGAGAUUCUAAAGGCUUUAAUAAGGAUAUAAUCUGCAGCACAAUCUCAUGUGCACUAUUAAGUUGGUAUUAAAAUAUUCAAAAACAGCACUACUGAGAUACUGGAUCAAUUUUAUACAAUACUAUAUCACAAACAGCAGCUUCUUGCAAAGCAUUUCCAAUUUACUUUUUCCACACUAUAUAAUACAUCACAUAGAAUAGAACAACUCAAAUCAAACUCAAACAAACCUCUUAAACAUAUUCUUUAGCUUUAAUCUCCUCUCUCUUUUUCUAGCUACAACACAUAACUAGACACAAUAUUCUUAACUAUACUCUCAAUUUUUCAAUGGAUUCAUCUCAUAUAUCUGCUUAUGUAAACUUCAGUUGCGAACUGAGAAUAAUACAAGCUCGAAACAUCGAAAUAGUCAAGCCUGCGAAAAACUUGUUUACAAGGUUGUAUCUUCCAACAGGAAACAACAAAAGAAUUCAACUCAACAGCAAAAAUGUUUCACGCAAAUCAGUACCUUUUUGGGACGAGUCUUUUAAUCUAGAUUGUUCUUGCCCACAAGAAUUCUUAGAAAACCUUAAUCAACAAAGCCUAGUGUUAGAGCUAAGGCAUACAAAGAUGUGGGGGUCACAACUUAUUGGUAAAGGUGAGAUUCCAUGGAAGGUGAUUCUUGAAUCACAAAAUAUGGAAUUGAAAAAAUGGUUGAAAAUGGAUUUGGUGAAUGGAAGUGAUUGCAAAGAGGGUAUGUUCACAAUACCAGAAGUGGAAGUGGAAAUUAAAAUAAGAGUGACUUCAGUUGCUGAGAUGGAAAAACAGAAUAAGAGAAGGUUGAAUAAUUGGAAUGAGUGUGGAUGCAAAAAUGGACAUGAUCAUCAAGCUUGGUGCAACACUGAAGACUGUGAUAUAUUUGCCCUUGGAGCAGCUUUGGAGGCUUUUUGAUUUUGAUGCAAGAUUAUGUGAUGCACAUAUGAACUAACAUAGUUAAUUAGUUUAUCAUUAUAAUGGAUUGAUUUUUUUGACAAAAUUAUAAUGGAUUGAUUAUAUACUUA
Messenger RNA from Trifolium pratense (red clover), 2467 nucleotides. RefSeq lists its product as uncharacterized. Lineage: Eukaryota; Viridiplantae; Streptophyta; Magnoliopsida; Fabales; Fabaceae. Bases 1758 to 2357 code for a protein of 199 amino acids. The transcript has a single exon. The record is from RefSeq and is a predicted model, not a curated record.